GUCUUUGGCGAAAGUAGUUCUUUUACACAGGAGACGACAUGUUCGUCGGCACUGGGGGGGGGCUUAGAUGACCUUUGUUGUCCAAAUUGUUCUUGCCGCGAAGACGGGAAACGCCAUCCUGCCAAGGUCACCGGUACGCGGUUUACAAGUGGUACUAAUAGCACAAAGGAGAUAUCCGUGCGAUCUCAGCGGCGGCGGGUUGUGACCCGCUUUUAUUGGCCAAAAGCCCGCUGGAGCUCUCCCCGUCUAGGUACAACUUCGAAGCUCCAAGUCCCAAGCUCCAAGCCGGCCGGUGCCUUCACAACGUUGUCCACCACACUUUCCGAACCUACCAGUCUUGACGUCGGUGAGACGAUUAAUCAGGACCACAAAAGGCAAGAGGAGAAACCAUGUCUUCCAUAACGCGAGUGUGCAGUAAUGCGCUCCGCGCGGGUUGCUGCCGCGUCGCGGCGCCGGCACCGGUCGCGGCCUCGAGACGGUGCUUUGCUGUUGCUGCGGCGUCGGCGUCGUCGUCCAGGUUUGGAACCACUGCGACUCGUGUAACGAUGGCAGUCGCCUGCCGGCUGGGGAGCGUGCCCGUCGCGGUACCGAGGCACUUCUCUUCCAAGGCGGGCGGGCACCACGAGAUCGCAGCGAACGGCAGCAAGCUCUGGACAUACGAGCAGAUGGCCGAGCUGGCCAAGGACCCCAAGGGCGUCGUGAUUGUCGACUCACGCGAGCCGGGCGAGCUCGAGCAGACCGGGCGCAUACCCUCCGCCAUCAAUGUGCCCGUCUCGACGGCUCCCGAGAGCUUCCACAUCUCCGAGGAGGAUUUCGAGGAGCGGUACGGCUUCCCGCGACCCGGAAAGGACACGGAGCUCGUAUUCUACUGCAAGGCUGGCGUGCGGAGCCGCGCGGCAGCCGCGCUGGCCAAGGACGCCGGGUGGACCAAGGUCGGGGAGUACCCCGGCAGCUUCAUGGACUGGGAGAAGCACGGCGGCGAGGUCGAGAGGGGCGGCAAGGGACCUGGGCAGAGGUGAGACCGGCUUUUCCUUUGGUGGCAGAGGCGACCAGAGGAUGGAUGGUCGACAGUUUGGAGCAGGGGCGGGCAAGAGCCAAAGUGUGAUAGAUAGAGAGUUAGGCCAUUUUCUGUGUCACGACGCAGGGUGGACGGACAA
Colletotrichum navitas is the source of this 1157-nucleotide messenger RNA. RefSeq names its product Rhodanese-like domain-containing protein. NCBI's taxonomy places the organism in Eukaryota, Fungi, Ascomycota, Sordariomycetes, Glomerellales, Glomerellaceae. The record is from RefSeq and is a predicted model, not a curated record. Gene Ontology annotation, molecular function: thiosulfate-cyanide sulfurtransferase activity. The coding region runs from base 390 to 1019 and encodes 209 amino acids. Gene Ontology annotation, cellular component: mitochondrion. The transcript has 2 exons.